Molecule: messenger RNA, 2175 nt
Organism: Tigriopus californicus
Lineage: Eukaryota; Metazoa; Arthropoda; Copepoda; Harpacticoida; Harpacticidae
Gene: Vps26
Product: vacuolar protein sorting-associated protein 26B-like
Exons: 7
Coding region: 191-1837 (548 amino acids)
Biological process (GO): intracellular protein transport; retrograde transport, endosome to Golgi
Cellular component (GO): endosome; retromer complex
Source: RefSeq, a predicted model, not a curated record
AGGGCCAAAGUAGUCAUCGGCAGUGGAGUCGUUUCAGGUGUCUGAGACUCUGAGGCAUUGAACAGACAGCAGGGAGAGAAAUAGAUCGAAGUUACAAAGGGGAGGAUCCGUGAUGAACCCCUAGGAUUGAUCCGAACACGCCCAUACAGUCCAAUACAUCUCCACCCGUUGCCCCCAGUCCCAUCUCAAUAUGAGUUUCUUUGGCCUGAGUUUCGGCGGCAAUGCCGAUAUUGACAUCCUGCUGGAUGGUCAGGAGGAUCGGAAAAUGGCCGAGAUCAAGGAUGAGAAUGGUCGCAAGGAACGUCACUAUCUUUAUUUCGACGGUGAAUCCGUCACGGGAAAGGUGAACGUCACUUUGCAUCGGAAAACGAACCGGCUCGAGCAUCAAGGCAUCAAGAUCGAGUUCAUCGGCCAAAUCGAGUUGUAUUACGAUCGUGGCAAUCAUCACGAGUUUCUUUCCCUCGUCAAACAAUUGGCCGGACCCGGUGAUCUGACUCAAAACACGGCCUUUGAUUUCGAGUUCAACCAGGUGGAAAAGCCUUACGAAUGCUACACGGGGGCCAACGUCCGCCUCAGGUACUUUUUGCGUGUGACCGUGGUUCGACGACUGACUGAUAUGACGAAGGAAAUGGACUUGUUGGUGCACACCUUGGCUACCUAUCCCGAAAUGAACAACCCCAUUAAGAUGGAAGUGGGCAUUGAGGAAUGCCUUCACAUUGAGUUUGAAUACAAUAAAAGCAAAUAUCAUUUAAAAGAUGUGAUUGUGGGCAAGAUCUACUUUCUUCUGGUGCGAAUCAAGAUCAAGCACAUGGAAGUGACCAUUAUCAAACGUGAGACGACAGGAUCUGGACCGAAUACAUUCAAUGACAAUGAGAACAUCGCCAAAUACGAAAUUAUGGAUGGAGCUCCGGUAAAAGGCGAGUCCAUCCCCAUCCGCGUAUUUUUAGCCGGCUAUGAUAUUACCCCUACUAUGCGGGAUAUCAACAAGAAAUUCUCUGUGAAAUAUUAUCUGAAUCUGGUUCUGGUUGAUGAGGAAGAAAGGCGAUACUUCAAGCAGCAGGAAAUUACACUAUGGCGCAAGGGUGAGCGAAUGCGCAAAAACUUCCCGCCGAGUGCCAGCAAUUCUGUUCACCAGUUGCCUCAUGCUAUGGCACGUCAUUCUGCUGGAGACAUGCCCAGUCAGAAUAUCAGAACCGCCCCCACGCCCAGUGAGCCCAACACGCCCAUUACCGGUCCCAACAGUGCCACUGAAGGUGUGAUGGGUGGAAUCUACCACUCCCAAGGAGCGUCCGCGCUUCCUGGGCCCCCUAUUCACGAAGAACCCGUAGGCACCACUCCCAUUCCAGAAGAACGGCCAACCUCUGAAGUAUCGACGCCGGACUCGGCCCAAGAAGUUCGUGUUAAUGAGCCCAUCGCCCCGGAACCCGAACCUAUUAGACCAGAGGAACAACGAGUCGUCGUUGAAGAAACAUCUGAGAUGGUUCCAAAAGAAGAAACGGAACCAGUGCUCCCCGCAAACCCACCCAAAGUGGAAAGUAUAGAAAUCGAACCUGAACUUGAAACACCCAAGGAGGACCAAUCCCAGAAGCAGCCUCCAAAGGAAAAGCAAACAGAUCAAGACCAACAAUCAUCCAAUAAAAAGGACCCGUCAACAUCGCAGCCAUCGCCGGAUAAAUUUAGGGAGAGUCCUCCUCCGAUGAAUGACGACGUGGACUUGAGUGGUGAUAACAAUGACAUGGUCAAUUCUGAAGAGGAGAACAGCAAUUCAGUGGAUGAUCUAGUGGGCGUUCCAUCUGAUUCGAAUUCCAAGGCCAAGGAAGACCCCGUCCCAUCAUGAAGCCGUGCGCAACAAUCCGUCACGUAUUUCGUUGCAACCCUACACGUCAUGUUCCAUUUGUUUUUUAAUGUCUUCGCCAUUCAUAUUUUCCCAACCCUUUUCAGCGCUAGUGUUUCAACCAAUAGGCCCCCCCCCCCUCCUGUCUUUAAAAAUGAAACCUUGUUGCCAUGCGACGCGGUUUUCAAGUAAUUACAUACUUCAUACCCUUUCCCCUCCAUACAGCCCUACUGCUACGAAAUGAAGAAAGUAAAUGAUUUUUAUGGUUAUUUUUAAUAAUUAUGUUACUACGACGCAUUAUCUAUUGGAAUAAAAAAAAUAUAUAAAGUUUUUAGACGAAA